AUGAAUGGGUAUAUUAUCUACGAUGUGUUUCGUCAGGGUCAAGGGCCCACGAAGAAGUUUCCCCCCGCCCGCACAUGGGGCAUCAUUGUGUUGACAUCUCCAAACGUAAACAACUAUAAAGGGUGGGCGAAGCAAAGAGAUUGCGAAACGCAAAUCAUCAUGAAUUGCCCUGACGAGCUUGAUGUGAAGGCAAUAUGUGCCUGGGAGACGCGCGAUGAGCCCGCCGAGGACCAAAAGAAGUACAGGGUGGCGGUAGAGAGUCACAUGGAAGAAGUUGAACCAAUUCUACGAUAUAUCUUCGACGAGAAAAAAUCCAAGCGCCGAUUUGAAGCGGCCAAGGCCACCGUGAACCAGCUUACCGCUUCGGAUGCCGAGCAUUACAAAGGCAUUAUGGCCAAGAGCUUGUGGCCUGCGAAGAAUCCAUCCCACCAACUUGUAAAAAUUGUCAGAGUAAGAGGAGAAAAAGGUGGUGAGAGAUUUCUCAACGCACCGGUGUGUUAUUUACUCGGACAGGAAACGAUACUAAUACUGGCAGGGGUAAUGGCUGAGACGGAUUUUGUUUUGCUGGCGUUGGAGUCGAAGGAUUCGCUCUUGUCCUCAGUUCUGGAAAAGUAA
Messenger RNA from Trypanosoma conorhini, 615 nucleotides. RefSeq names its product retrotransposon hot spot (RHS) protein. The record is from RefSeq and is a predicted model, not a curated record. The transcript has a single exon. Bases 1 to 615 code for a protein of 204 amino acids. Lineage: Eukaryota; Euglenozoa; Kinetoplastea; Trypanosomatida; Trypanosomatidae.